AUGAAACCACCCACACGCGAAGAAAUAAAACGCAUAGUCGACAAAAUAAUUUCCUUCUUUAUCUAUCUAUCUAUCUAUCUAUCUAUUUAUGAAAUUCAGUGUGUUAAAAUGUCCAUAUUCUUUGUUUCAUUCUUUCUUUCUUUCCAUCUUUCUUUCUUUCCUUCUUUCUUUUUCUCUUUCUUUUUUUUACUUACUUUUUUUUUUUUUUUUUCUUCAUUUUUUCUUUUUUCUUUCUUUCAUUCUUUCUUUUUCUUUUUUUCUUUCUUUCUUUCUUUUUUUUCUUUCAAAUUUUUUUUUUUUUCUUUUUUUUUUUCAUUCUUUCAUUUUUUCUUUCUUUCAUUUAUUGAAGAACAAUUUUCUUUCUUUCCUUUCUUUCUUUCUUUUUUUUCUUUCUUUUUUUUUUUCUUUCUUUUUUUUCUUUUCAUUUAUUUUUCUUUCUUUCUUUCUUUUUUCUUUCUUUCUUUUUCUUUUUUCUUUCUUUUUUUUUUUUUUUUUUUUCUUUUCUUUUCUUUUUUUUUUCUUUUCUUUCAUUUAUUCUUUCUUCCUUUCAUUCUUUUUUUUUCAAGGAUUUUCAUUCUUUUCUUUUUCUUCUUUUCUUUAUUUCUUCAGAUUUUUUCUUCAAAAUUUUCAUUCUUUCUUUUCCAUCUUUCUUUCUUUUCUUCUUUCUUUUUCUCUUUGUUUUUCUCUUUCUUUCAUUUAUUCUUUCUUUCUCUCCCAAAUUAUUUCCCAUUAUUUAUUGUUUUACUUUUGCCUUCUCUUUUCUUCUAUCUUAAUGAAUCUCCAAUAUUCUUUCUUUCUUUCUUUCUUUCUUUCUUUCUUUCUUUCUUUCUUUCUUUCUUUCUUUACGAACUUUCCCAUUCUCAAAAAAUUGUUGAAAGUGGAACAAGAAAUUGUUUCUGUUCCUUUUGA
Acanthosepion pharaonis is the source of this 909-nucleotide messenger RNA. The record is from the annotation of a GenBank genome assembly. Lineage: Eukaryota; Metazoa; Mollusca; Cephalopoda; Sepiida; Sepiidae.